Messenger RNA from Yamadazyma tenuis ATCC 10573, 1434 nucleotides. NCBI's taxonomy places the organism in Eukaryota, Fungi, Ascomycota, Pichiomycetes, Serinales, Debaryomycetaceae. The record is from RefSeq and is a predicted model, not a curated record.
AUGACAAAGAGCAAAAAUCAACGAAGUCGUGGGGGGUGUAUAUCAUGUAAACACAGGAAGAAGAAGUGUAAUGAGGUCAAGCCUACUUGCGGAACUUGUGAGCGUAUGGGCAUCACCUGUCAAUAUGUCAAAAAGUUGUACUGGAACGACACCAACCAGAGUUCAAAUCGUCACUAUACCAUACGAACAGUACCUCCCAAAUUUUUCUUGACCACUACAGUUGAGGACAUGAAGUUGAAUACAAGACUUCAGAACCCCAAUAACAACUCGACGAUGCCGUACAGGUUGAAGGUUGAUUCUGUUCCCAAACAAGAACAUCCUCAAGAGGCACCAAAUUUAAACCCAAAUAUUGAAAGUGAUUUAUUUGAUCAUUAUGUGGAGGUUGUGAGCAAAAAGAAGGUGUUUGGAAACCUCCAGUUGAAUGGGUUUCGAUCUAUUAUCAUCCCGCACUGUAUAACGUCUCCUUCGCUUUUCCAAUCUAUAAUAGCCAUAUCAGCUAGUGACUUGAUCCGCAGAUACCCAACCCAUACAUAUUUCCUGAAAUUGACCACCAAGUAUAAGAACGAAGCUAUCAACUUGAUGUAUAAUCUCCUAGAUGAUUUUGGGAAGGAAAGAAUCGACGAGAUUGUCACUAGUAUUCUAAUCUUAUGUUCUUUAGAGAUUGGCGAAGAUUUAAACAGUAACUGGGUGAACUACCUCAAACAAAGUUGUCUUAUUUUCCUGACGUUGAAUGAUGAAGACAUACUCCAGUCUGAAGUGCUUCUAUUCUGCUACAGGUAUUUCAUCCUACGGUAUAUCCUCCUACUUUCAAGCUUGAACCGUUUGGAAUACUUCUAUUUUACCAACAACUUCCCCAUGAAAUUUAUCGACACAUUUUUUAAAGAUGACUCAGUUGACUAUAUGCUUGGGUGUUCACCUAAACUCAUCCAAAUAAUUGGUGAUAUCACUCGUUUAAAAAAUAAUGACGACUCCAUCGACCCUUCCCAGGUUGGGGAGAUCUAUGACGCCUUGUUUGCACUACGUGAAGAACAUGAAGACCUAAAACUAAACUUUUGCUCCCAGCUCUACCUUCAUACUGUCAAAAUCCACUUGGCCAGCACAUUUGAGCUGCAGCUCAACUCUUUACAUUUGACUAUUGAUACAGAGUUUCAUGUCCAAGAAGUUCUUAAAAUAUUUCAAAAUAUUACCAAUUACGAAAGCCCAACGUUGUUUCCCACCUGGUGUAUUUUAAUACUAAGUGUAUGUAACUACAAUGUUUUCAUACGGCACCAAGUCCUUGACACUUGUGUAAGGGUAGAGAAGAACUGGCCGCGAUCAUCGGCUACCUUGCUAAAAGGUUCAAUUCAGGUCAUCUGGAAAAUCAGAGAUUUGACUCCAGGGAUGGACUGGCGGGAUAUAUUUUCCUCUUUAAAUAUCAAGCUCUGCCUCACGUGA